Molecule: messenger RNA, 651 nt
Organism: Entrophospora candida
Lineage: Eukaryota; Fungi; Glomeromycota; Glomeromycetes; Entrophosporales; Entrophosporaceae
Source: the annotation of a GenBank genome assembly
AUGCAAAUUUUCGUCAAAACUCUUACCGGUAAAACUAUUACUCUCGAAGUAGAAUCCUCUGAUAGUAUUGAUGCAGUUAAACAAAAAAUUCAAGAUAAAGAAGGUAUUCCUCCAGAUCAACAACGUUUAAUCUUUGCUGGUAAACAGUUGGAAGAUGGUAGAACAUUGUCAGAUUAUAAUAUUCAAAAAGAAUCAACCUUACAUUUGGUCCUCCGUUUACGUGGUGGCAUGCAAAUUUUCGUCAAAACUCUUACCGGUAAAACUAUUACUCUCGAAGUAGAAUCCUCUGACAGUAUCGAUGCAGUCAAACAAAAAAUUCAAGAUAAAGAAGGUAUCCCUCCAGAUCAACAACGUUUAAUCUUUGCUGGUAAACAGUUGGAGGAUGGCAGAACAUUAUCGGAUUACAAUAUUCAAAAAGAAUCAACCUUACAUUUGGUCCUUCGUUUACGUGGUGGUGCAAAAGUUGUAAAAUGCAAAUUUGGUGAAUGUAAAGACAAGGCAACUAAGAUUGUUGGUCAUUGUAGGUAUUGCGAGUUGGACUACUGUGGUAGACAUAGAUUACCUGAAGCUCAUGCCUGUGUCAACUUGACAAGUUGUAAACAGGCUAGUUUUGAAAAAAAUGCUGCUAAAUUAAGAAGUGAACAAUGUUAA